UGGCCCGUGUGGCCUUUCUCUCAUCGCUGUCAGAGAGAGAGAGAGAGAGAGAGAGAGAGAGGGAGAGGGAAAGAGGGAGAGAGAGGGAGGGAGGCAGGACUAGUCUGUAAUGCGUGCUGCAGCUUUGGGGGGGGACAGGCACAGUGUGAGUUUGAGCCUGUGAGCCUUUGGACUUCGGGACUUUUUUAAAUGGAUGAGUAUGUCACUAUCAAGAAGAAGCUUCUCCACAGGCCAGUCUUCAGAUUAAGAUGUCUGGUGAAACAGCUGGAGAAGGGAGAGGUGAAUGUCCUGGACCUGAAGAAAAACAUUGAGUAUGCUGCCUCGGUUCUGGAAGCGGUGUACAUCGACGAGACAAGAAGGCUGCUGGACACUGAGGAUGAGCUCAGUGACAUCCAGACGGACUCGGUGCCCAUGGAGGUCCGCGAUUGGCUGGCCUCCACCUUCACCAGGAAGAUGGGCGUGAUGCGGAGACGGCCGGAGGAGAAGCCGCGGUUCCGGAGCAUCGUGCACGCUGUGCAGGCUGGCAUCUUCGUAGAGAGGAUGUACAGAAGGACUUCAAAUAUGGCUGGGUUGACGUACCCCCCAACCGUGAUCACUACUCUGAAGGAUGUCGACAAGUGGUCGUUUGACGUCUUCGCGCUCCACGAGGCCAGCGGCGAACACGCCCUGAAGUUCCUGGUCUAUGAGCUUCUCACCAGAUACGACCUGAUCAGCCGCUUCAGGAUCCCUGUCUCCUCGCUGGUCUCCUUUGUGGAGGCGCUGGAGGUGGGCUACAGCAAACACAAGAACCCCUACCACAACCUCACCCACGCCGCCGACGUCACCCAGACCGCACACUUCCUAAUGCUCCACACUGGCAUCAUGCACUGGCUCACUGAACUGGAAAUCCUUGCCAUGGUGUUUGCGGCUGCAAUCCAUGACUUUGAGCACACUGGGACAACCAACAACUUCCACAUCCAGACAAGGUCAGAGGUGGCCAUUCUGUACAACGACCGCUCCGUCCUGGAGAAUCACCACGUGAGCGCCGCCUACAGGCUUAUGCAGGAGGACGAGAUGAAUAUCCUGGUAAACCUGUCCAAGGACGACUGGCGGGAGCUGCGCGCCCUGGUCAUCGAGAUGGUCAUGAGCACAGACAUGUCCUGCCACUUCCAGCAGAUAAAGACCAUGAGGAGCAGCCUACAGCAGCCAGAGGGAAUAGACAAGGCUAAAGCGCUAUCUCUGAUGCUGCACGCAGCCGACAUCAGCCACCCCGCCAAGUCCUGGAGGCUGCACUACCGCUGGACCCGGGCGCUCAUGGAGGAGUUCUUCAGACAGGGCGACAAGGAGGCGGAGCUGGGGCUGCCUUUCUCUCCUCUCUGUGAUCGCAAGACCACGAUGAUCGCGCAGUCACAGAUAGGGUUCAUUGACUUCAUUGUAGAACCGACGUUCUCUGUUCUGAUCGACUCAACAGAGAAGAUUAUUACUCCUCUCAUAGAGGAAGCCUUAAGAUCAGGGGGGAGCAGUGUCCGGAGAUCCAGUCUGACCGGCGGGGGGUCAGGGACCGUGGUGGAGUCCGUGCAGAGACACAGCGGCCGGGGGUUGACCUCUGACCAGGGCGCGCCCACAGACUACUCCCUGUCCAGCAUCAACCUGAAGCGAGUGCGCCAUACGCUGGCCGAGGUCAUCCAGCACAACAAGGAGCGCUGGAAGGAGCUGGCUGUGCAAGAGCUGGCGAACAAAGAGCUGGAAUUGUGUGACAAAGAGGAGGCAGGGACAGAGACUAAGAGUGACGUCAGAGAGCUGACGGAAGUCACGCUGACACGGACCAGCUUCGAGAUGCAGAGCGAAUCAGAGUCAAAGUCCCCAAACGAACUGAACAAUACCAGCUCCAAUAACUCUUCCCAGAAUUCCCUGGACCGGGAUCUCCCCUCCCCGUCUGCGGAAGAGGGGGGCGAUUCCCCGCUGUCCAGCUCGGCCGUGCGGACACACAGCUCCGAGCGGCUACCGUGGAAUGGGCAGAGACCGGAGCCAGCCCUUUAAGAACAUGUUCCGAGCCCUCGAUGCCCACUGCCACAGAUUGCUUCCCAGAUAUUACUGUUU
This is a messenger RNA of Megalops cyprinoides (Indo-Pacific tarpon), 2079 nucleotides long. Its product is annotated as calcium/calmodulin-dependent 3',5'-cyclic nucleotide phosphodiesterase 1A-like. Gene Ontology annotation, molecular function: 3',5'-cyclic-nucleotide phosphodiesterase activity. Lineage: Eukaryota; Metazoa; Chordata; Actinopteri; Elopiformes; Megalopidae. The record is from RefSeq and is a predicted model, not a curated record. Gene Ontology annotation, biological process: signal transduction. Bases 190 to 2019 code for a protein of 609 amino acids. The transcript has 15 exons.